This is a messenger RNA of Auanema sp. JU1783, 414 nucleotides long. The record is from the annotation of a GenBank genome assembly. Lineage: Eukaryota; Metazoa; Nematoda; Chromadorea; Rhabditida; Rhabditidae.
AUGGGAAUACUUUCGAGAAUCAUAGGUAACAUACAUUUCUUGUGUUGUGCUAAGGAAUCUCACAAGGAAGUUACUGGAAAUGUGGAGAAGUAUUCGAAAUAUAAGCAGAAUGAGAAGGUGGAAUAUGUGGAAAUGGAGAAAACCGAGUAUCACAAUACGAUUUGCAUGCAUCAUACUGACAAAGUCUGUCAUGAACACUGUAGUCUUCCAUUCACAGCCGAUGUAGAAUCGGACAUUUUCAAAGGUUGCGCAUGUAUGAGUGGAUCUAAUUGCCAAAUAUGUGGAUGUGGAUCGGCAACUCACUAUCAUGCCAAUGAGAAGCCUGUGAAAAAAACCAAACCAGUGGAAAAAAUUCUCCAUGAAAUGAAAAGUCUUUAUGACGAAAACNAGUGGAAAAAAUUCUCCAUGAAAUGA